Molecule: messenger RNA, 3281 nt
Organism: Branchiostoma floridae (Florida lancelet)
Lineage: Eukaryota; Metazoa; Chordata; Leptocardii; Amphioxiformes; Branchiostomatidae
Product: cleavage stimulation factor subunit 1-like
Exons: 15
Coding region: 129-1433 (434 amino acids)
Biological process (GO): mRNA 3'-end processing
Cellular component (GO): mRNA cleavage stimulating factor complex
Molecular function (GO): RNA binding; protein binding
Source: RefSeq, a predicted model, not a curated record
UAUGUGUAUCUAGUUCAAAGGUGAAAGGUUAUCAGAGGCAACGUUGGUAGUUUGUGAAUACGAUUUGGGAAAAAAACAGCAGCUUUAUCCACGUUUUACUGUCCAGUGGACUCACGUUCGACAGAAGUAUGACUGCGAACGUGAAAGUAGACGGCAUCAAGGACAGGGAGCAGCUCUACAAGCUAGUCAUCGGGCAGCUGUACUAUGAUGGUUAUGAAUCUGUGGCUGCCAGCCUGGCGAAGGUUGUACGACUCCAGGGUGCCUUGACUCCCUCUGACCGUCUGCUUAGGCUCACCAAACUAGCACUGGUCACUGAAGAAGGAACAAAGCAGAACUCAUUAACGAAGGAGAGGGUAGCACCAGGAGGUGGGAUUGACCUGGAGUUUGAGUCUGAUGUCGUGACCAUUUCUCCUGAGGCAGCUUUAUACGAAACCUGCUAUGUGACAUCUCACAAGGCUCAGUGUCGAGCCUCUGCCUUUACUUGUGAUGGCCAGCUGAUAGCUACAGGCUCUGUGGAUGCCUCCAUCAAGGUGCUGGAUGUGGACAGAAUGCUGGCAAAGAGUGCACAGGCCCCUGAACAGGCAGCUCAGGAAACCCCACAGCAGAACAUGGAGAACCAUCCUGUCAUACGAACCCUGUAUGAUCAUAUUGAGGAGGUGACGUGUCUGGACUACCAUCCACAGUACCCCAAUGUCCAGCUCCUGGCCUCGGGUAGUAAAGACUACACCGUCAAGUUCUUUGACUUCACCAAACCUUCAGUCAAAAGGGCCACCAAGAGUAUUCAGGAAGCAGAUGUUGUUCGAUGCCUGUCUUUCCAUCCGUCAGGUGACUUCAUCCUGGUUGGCACACAGCACCCCACAUUACGACUGUAUGACAGCAACACUCUGCAGUGUUUUGUGUCCUGUAACCCUGCAGACCAGCAUAAGGCAGCUAUUAGCGCUGUUAAAUACAGCCCCAAUGCCAACCUGUAUGUCAGCUGUAGCAAAGAUGGAGACAUCAAGGUGUGGGAUGGAGUCAGUAACCGCUGUAUUGCCACAUACACACGGGCUCAUGAUGGGGAGGAAGUGAGCUCUGUAGUUUUCUCCAGAAACUCCAAGUACAUCUUGUCGAGUGGUAAGGACUCUCUAGUGAAGCUGUGGGAGCUGUCAACAGGCCGUGCUUUAAUCACAUACACUGGAGCCGGUUCUUCUAAACAGGACCACCGAACACAGGCUGUUUUCAACCACACCGAGGACUUUGUGUUCUUCCCUGAUGAGAAGACCACCAGCCUGUGUUGUUGGGACUCCAGGAACGCUGAGCGACAGAGGCUCCUGUCACUGGGACAUAACAACGUGGUGCGGUCAAUUGUCCACUCACCAACAGGCCCUGCUUUUGUAACCUGCAGUGAUGAUUACAGAGCUCGCUUCUGGUACAGACGGGCAAACAUGGAGUAACAGCAGCACGGUUUCAAACCCACUGAAACUCUAGAUUCCUGAAAUGUGUUCCACAUGCAUUUCUACAGAUAGUAGAACAAUAACAAGUAGUUCCAACUCUUCAGAAGAGAAUUUAUUGCCUCCAUGUAAGUGAAGCUUUUUUCAUUACCUGAAUAUUUUCUUUGGACUGGACAGUAAUAAGAGUCAACAUUACUAACAUUAAUGAAGCUGCCUGUUACACCUAGUCUUCUAGUCAUUCACUAUUUGGACAGUAUUGAUAACGUUACAUGACUGUAUUUGCACAUGCAAAUGCAGACAUCUCAGUAUUGGUAAAGCAAUAACUAUGAAGUACCGCAGUCUGAUGAAUAUGUACAUUUUACAUAAUGAUAGCAGUAUAACACUAGCAUCUUGGCCAAAUGUGAAUAGAGCUGGUGAAACAAAAAUCCCUGUGUACCUGUUGACAUUCAUUACGUAAUGUCUGCAAAAGUUACUGUUACAGUUUCUGGCAUGUCUGUAUUAAUCACAUACAUGAAGUUGUACUGUUGUACAUUAUGUAUUCAGAAGCCAUGGUUGGGUAUAUGCUAGUGUAAGUUCUUAGUGGUUUGCAAUUUUUGCAAUGAACUCUGCACCACAAACCCAAAAUUUCUGUUGUACCACUUGCAAUUGUCUAAGCUAUAAGCUUGCAAUAAACACAUAACACAUAGACUGUACUGUACGUUUUACGGCGUUUUACACUGUCAUGUUCGAAGCAAUGGUCUGUAGCAUCCGUUGCUAUUACAUGUAGGCAGUUUACGACUGCCUGUCUGUUAAGGCACCAGUGUUUCCGCACAAAACCUCAAACUCAAAACCACCAUGAAUAAUAGUCCAUUUUCUCUGUACCAUUAAAUUACAUGUAUAACGGUAUCACUGCAAAUUUAAAUACAUUUCCAGGACAUUAAACUAAUACAGUAAUUUGUCAUGUAGUUCAGGAACAGAAGUGGCCAAGAAUGAAGUUACUGUAAAUACAGAAAUGUUCGCAGUGGAUAAUGUUCGCGGUUUUGGCGGUGACCACUUCAUCGUGAACUUAAAACCACCGCGAACAUUUUUCUAUUAGACUGCAGUGUAUGGUGUUAAUGCGAAAAUAAAACCACCGCGAAAAGUCCUUUCCAGUCGUACUUGUAGUACUGUAACUUGCAUCUAGUUUGGCAGGGGAAGAUAUCAUUUCUGAUACUGCGAUGUUGGAUUAUUGAUACAUACUGUAAAUGUAUUUAAGUUUGUGAGGAUUUAAGUUCUCAAGGAUUUAAUGCAUUUCGCGGUAGCGGGAAAAAGGACUUAUCGCGGUGGAUUUAAGUUCGCGGUAACACCAUAGACUGCAAUCUAAUAUCAUAAUAGACAAAUGUUUGUGGUGGUUUUGAAUUCGCUGUGAAUUGGUCACCGCGAAAACCGCGAACAUUAAUCCACCGCGAACAUUUCUGCAUUUACAGUAAUAUCACUACUGACAUACAAUGUAUUACUGCUUUGUAACACUCAUAGUUGUUCAUAUUCCACAUGACAGCCAAUCUCCCAUCCCGUCAGUGAUGUUACUCCACUGAUAUGUACAUGACAUUGUGUACCUGUGUUGCUCUUGGUCUUCUGUUACUAGUAAAAAUUGUCUACAUUCUAUAACCUAGCCUUCUGUAGCUGUCAUAGCCUCAUCAACAGACCAAACAUUAAGACUAUGACUAAGGCGGGAUAUGUUAUUACAUGUAACAUUAACAUAACAUGUAAGGUACUGACUGUGUUUAGCUAGAACAGCCAAUAGUGCAAAAUCUUGGAUUAUCACUUUUAUUUCUCACAGCUGCCAUACUUUCCUUUUUUCCAGGAGAAAAUAAAGAUUUUGUGAUCACAGAA